CUCGCAGCGCCGGUCAGAUCUCAGAUUGUGUCGUGGGACAGAGUUUUGCGCUACCGACGAGGCAAGCGCUUCGCAUUGGCUGCUCUUGUUUAUCUUCUAGAAACCCUCUGGCCAACUGCGGAGAAAGCGUCGGCCUCUGAGUUUCAGCCGUGAGGGCGGGCGCCCCUUUAGUGGGGUAGACGUUUGCCAGGGGGCGCGAGAGACCCGCGAAUGAUGCGGGACAACCGGAGAACACUGGCAGUUUUGUAGGAGUUGGGGAAGCGAAAAAAGGCCGCGACACGCCCCGACUAGUCCCGUCCUUGUGUUUGUGAAUGAACCACGUGGCAGUGACUCACUCUCCAGGACCCGAUCUUCACAGGCGCUGCCGGGGGCGCCGAUUCUCUUUUCGCUCUCUUGCCCCGACCGAUCGCCACCAGGGCCGGCCCACCAUGGUGGGAAUCCGUCGCUCCCCGUAUCAUCUCACGGCCGUGUGUUGCUUCCUCGCUGGAAGUCUCCUGUCUCUGCCAGGAGAUGGGCAGAAUGGAUCAUCGGCUUCAUCAAGCACAGUUUCUCAGUUCACGCUUCCUCACCCUGAGGCUGGAAGCUUCCAGGCAACGACCACCAGUAUGGAUGACAUUAUCACAAGCACUCCACAAUUCAACGUCAGCAACACUGGUCAACCAGAUUAUCUGACUACUACUACACUUGGCUAUUUGAACACCACAGCAAGGGUACAGACUCAGACUGCAAAUAAUGCAUCUAAUAGUAGCACUAAUCCUUCUAUAUUUCUUACUCCAACUACAAACUUAAUGGAAACUAAUACAUUUGAUCUGGAUGAUAGAAAAUAUAUCAGUACCACAUCCUGGCUUGCUUCUAGCACUGAGAUCCUGACUACAGAAAUUUCUCAAUCAAAGGAGACACAAGGAGCAUCAGCUACUCCCCAGCCAAAAUCUUCUACGUUCACUACCACGGGGCCUACAAAAUAUACCAUGUUAGUCACGGACCAUGAGGCUUUCACAGAAGAGAACACUGUUGGCUCCACAUCAGCUCCAAGGACUGCUGUUGGUGAACAAGUGAUCACAAUAGAUACAUCCAGUACUUCUAGAUCAAUAACAUCCGAGGUUGCCUCCUCUACUGUCUUACACCACAAAAUCCUAUCAGCAGGGACAGAGCAACCAGCUAACCAUGAACAGAAGACAUCUGUAUUUGAUGUGGGAAACAACCAAGAUCUGCCCAGUGUACCAGUAGCCAGUCCAAUAGGAAAGGACCCCCUGGUGAUUGCUGUCAUUGUCAUUUUUGUUGUGACAGUAGGGAUUCUGACUCUCCUGGGUUUCUUGAGGUAUCGACAACGCAGCAGUAGACUACAGUUUAGACGUCUCCAGGACUUGCCUAUGGAUGACAUGAUGGAAGACACACCUCUUUCCCUCUACAGCUACUAAGCAAUCUAAAAUACGUUUUUUUUUUUUUUUUACAAAUCCUGUAAAGGAUGCCAAUUGGGAAGCAACUCUAAGAGUUUGGAGCUGCUGUACUGACUUGGAAAUAACUAUAGAGAUGCAAAUCAAAUGACUGACUUUCUUAAAAUGCCUUCUUUUUUUCUUAUUUUUGAGAAUUGGAAUCUUUUCAAGGUCCAAUUUCCUGACCAAGACCUUUUCCUCAUUAUAUCUGCAUUUUCUGUGACUGAAUACAUGCAGCGCUGGAGGAAAAAAUUCAGCCAGCUUUUCAAUUGCAAGCUUCAUAUCAAGGAAGGUUUUGUUGCAUUUUGAGGAAUUACACUGUAUGGGGCGUGGGUUUUUUUCAUAAAAAGUACAAAGUAUUAAUUAAGCUUAUGGAAUACGAUGUGUUACUUGUGAAUGGAAAUGCAACCAGACUGUGAUUGGGAGAUCAGGUUGGCUCCCUUAUUUUCUUUGAAUUACACUUCAAGUUUCUAUCAAGAUUAAAAAAAUGUUCUAGGAGGAAGUAGCGAUCUC
This is a messenger RNA of Python bivittatus (Burmese python), 1946 nucleotides long. RefSeq lists its product as uncharacterized. The record is from RefSeq and is a predicted model, not a curated record. Lineage: Eukaryota; Metazoa; Chordata; Lepidosauria; Squamata; Pythonidae.